AUCUCUAAAAUCUUUCCAACAAUUUCUUCUUUAUAUUUUCAAAUCCUCUAAAUUUAAAAUUUUCUAAUAAGCUACUGUUCACACUUUAUAUCUCACAAAUGAGAAAAAAAUUCUGAUGACGUCACCCUUCUCCGGCGUCGUUAUCUUCCCCGCCGUUAUUUCACUGUUGACAUCUAUUUUCCUUCCAUUUUCUAACGCCCUCGGUAGUUCUGCCACUACUCUCUCCGUCGUCUACGGCGGCGCUACCACCAACACCACCACUAUCUGCGGCAUUAUAGCAUCUCAACCAAUCCAAAAAAUCUACUGCUGGUCGGAAAAUCAACCAGCAGCCACCCAAAUAUCGCCGGAGGUAUCGUUCACCUCCAUCGCCGGUGGACUUAAUGGCUUCGCCGGUAUCGAAGCCGGUGGAAUUUCACUUCUCUAUUGGAACUCAAAAUUUGAAGUCAAAAGGCUCUUUAUAAGUUACUCUACCUUGUUAACGAGUGUUACAAUGGGCGAUACUCAAAUUUGCGCUUUAAUAAAUGGUACACAAACCAUUAGAUGUUGGAGAGAUCACACAGAACAACCCCCUCCGUUGGCUCAGUUCAUGUCUAUUUCAUCCGGGUUAGGAUUUUCAUGCGGGAUAUUGAAGAGUUUUAGCAGGGUUAUAUGCUGGGGAAAUAAUAGCGAAAUUGCUGAAGCUAUUCAGUAUGGUUUCGAGAAUAUUACAGUGGUGAAUAUAUUUGUUGGAGGGAAACACGCUUGUGCGAUGAAUACUUCGGGUUUCGUAAUUUGCAGAGGAGAUAAUGGAAAUGGUCAAUUAGAUAUUCCAUCAAGUUUUGCUUACGAGUAUUAUGGAUUAGCUCUAGGUGAAAAACAUACUUGUGGUAUUCGUAAAACGAAUUAUACAGUUGUUUGUUCAGGUGGGAAUGGUACAUUUUCGAGUAAUGUAACAAAAGGGUUUUCGUUUGAAGCGAUCGUUGCUGGUUUAGAUUUUACUUGUGGAUUAACUAGUGAUAAUUUUUCUGUUGUUUGUUGGGGACCUGGUUGGACUAGCAAUUUGUAUCCUUCAGGUACUGAGCUUCCUUUACCAAUGAUUCUUCCAGGUCCAUGUGUUCGGGAUACAUGUGUUUGUGGAAUAUAUCCUCAAUCGGAGACGUUGUGUUCUGGCAAUGGUAAUGUUUGUAGGCCUUGUGAUUUUUUGGAUCGAGUAGAAUCACCACCGCCACCAGCAUUACCACCGGCGUUUAUGAUGGUGCCGUCGGCACCAUCUAAAGGAAUGAGGAAGGGAUUGUUAGCUUUUGUUAUUGUUGGAUCAGUUGGGGCUGUUGCGGGGUUUUGUACAAUUGUUUAUUGUAUAUGGACUGGUGUUUGUUUUGGGAAGAAGAAAAUUCAUAAUUCCGUUCAACCUACUAUUAGUACUAGUAAUAAUGCUGCUCAACAAUGUUAUAAUAGUGGUCAAGUUUCAAGAUCAUCGACUCUUAGGCGUCAAGGGUCGAGGCUAAUGAGGCGUCAAAGGAGUGGAACUUCAUCUAUACAUGGUGAUAGGGCUGAGCAGUUCCUGUUUUUGGAGCUUGUUGCAGCUACGGAUAAUUUCUCUUUGAAGAACAAGAUUGGUGCUGGGAGCUUUGGGAUUGUUUACAAGGGAAAAUUAGCUGAUGGGCGUGAGGUUGCAAUUAAGCGUGGUGAAACAAGUCCGAAGAUGAAGAAAUUCCUAGAGAAAGAGAGGGCCUUUGAAUCAGAAUUGGCUUUCUUGUCCCGACUACAUCACAAACACUUGGUUGGAUUAGUUGGUUAUUGUGAAGAAAUGGAUGAAAGACUCUUGGUUUAUGAGUUCAUGAAGAAUGGGGCGCUUUAUGAUCAUUUACAUGAUAAGAACAACGUGGAGAAGAGUAGUAGUGUAGUGAAUUCUUGGAAAAUGAGGAUCAAGAUUGCAUUAGAUGCUGCUCGUGGCAUCGAAUACCUUCACAAUUAUGCAGUUCCACCUAUAAUUCACCGGGACAUUAAGUCAUCCAACAUCUUGAUCGAUGCAAAUUGGAUCGCAAGAGUGUCAGAUUUUGGAUUGUCGUUAUUGUGGCCGGAGACUGAUGCCAGCUUCAGUCAGCCAAUGAGGGCAGCGGGCACAGUUGGGUAUAUCGAUCCAGAGUACUAUGGCCUAAAUGUCUUGACAGCAAAGAGUGAUGUCUAUGGACUUGGGGUAGUAUUGUUAGAACUUUUGACAGGAAAAAGAGCCCUAUUCAAGACUAGUGAAAAGGGGGAUAUGCCAAUGACUCUUGUGGAAUUUGCGGUACCAGCAAUUAUGGCUGGAGAAUUGAACAAGAUUUUGGAUCCCAGAGUUGGGUCGCCAGAGUUGAGGGAAGCAGAGGGAGUAGAAUUGGUUGCGUAUACUGCAAUGCAUUGUGUGCACUUGGAAGGAAAACAUAGACCUACCAUGACUGAUAUUGUUUCUAAUUUAGAGAGAGCAUUGGCUGUAUGUGAUGAUAGCCAUGACAGCAUCUCAAGUAGUCCACCCUUCAUUAUUUCAGAUUGACAUUCCACGCAUAUCUCCGCGACAGAUUUUCACUGCUGUCACUAGACGAUAAGUUCUGGUGGUUAGAAUCGUAGUAUUCGUGUAACAAUUGUUGUUAAACUGUAAAGAGUAGAUUGUUUAGUAGUGUCUCCAAGUGAUUAGUAAAUUAUUGAUAGCUUGGAGUGAAAUUCUUUUCAUUCCUAGAGGGAUCAAUCUUUUCCACUCCUUUAGCUUCUUCUUGAUAGGACUAACUGACUUGUGGUCAUUGUUCUUUUGUGUACAGGUACUUAAUGCACAAAAAUCCAAUUGUUGAAUUGGCAAUUCACUAGUAUUAAGAUGAGGGAAAAUUUGAGAAAUAGCAAGUAUGUAACUUCUUUAGUAACAGUUUUAAAAUUAUAAAAAUUAGCAAUAUGUAUUUUGUAUUUCA
Molecule: messenger RNA, 2915 nt
Organism: Capsicum annuum
Lineage: Eukaryota; Viridiplantae; Streptophyta; Magnoliopsida; Solanales; Solanaceae
Product: putative serine/threonine-protein kinase-like protein CCR3
Exons: 1
Coding region: 116-2509 (797 amino acids)
Biological process (GO): protein phosphorylation
Molecular function (GO): protein serine/threonine kinase activity; ATP binding
Source: RefSeq, a predicted model, not a curated record